CCCAAAAUGCUUUUUUAUCCGGAAAUUAGUAUUCAAAAUGAGUUAAAGAAAUUGAUGUCAUGCGCCGACCAGGAAUAUGACCAUCAGCUUAAGGAGAAACGAAAAAGAUUACAAUCGUUACUGCAAUCAGAAGAGGAGCAACUAGAGCGAGAAAUAAUGCAAAAGUUCCAAGACGAGGAAGCCACACGGCUGAGGGACAAAACGAAUGCCCUUCUUAGUGCUAAGCAGGAUCAGGAAAAACAGCGGUUGGAGUUUGUGAAGAACAAAAUGAUACAACUAAAGCUAAACAAUUGCGACGAAAUACGAGCAUUUCUGCAACAGAAGUAUCACCAAGAAUCAAAGAAGUGUCAACUUGCACAGAUUGAGGAUAAAAUGAGACUGAAACAAGCAAAAAUGGACGAAGAGCGAAUGUGGACGGAGGUGCACGUGCGAAAAUAUAAGAUGGAGCUGCAAAAUGAACAAAAGGAAAAACACGAUAGGAAAUCGAUGGAGCGGAAGAUGUGGCAAGAUAUACAGCAGCAAAUUAAAGAAAAAUCUCUGAAAGCAAUUCAGGAUAAAGUGGAUUUACAGAAGGUAUUUUGUGCUUCCCUACCAUUCCCCGAUCACGAUCCAAAGCUGAAGUCCAUCGGUAAGUCGGAACUUGCAGAACAGUUGAAUGAACAAAUUGCGCUACGUAAAGAGCUGCAACGAAAGCGAGACGAACAGGAUAUGCAAGUUAUUCGUUUGUUAAACGAAACCACCGCCAAACAACUUGAACAGGAGCGACAGGCACGCAAAGCCGAAGAUCUUCUCCUGAAAAAGCAAAAGGAUCAGUUCUUUCAAUACUCCAAGCAUGUAUUACGCCAACGUCAACUUGAAGAAGGCAAGCUGGAAAAGCUUAUCGCGGAUACGCGGGAAAAGUUUGAUCAGGAAAAGUUGGACGCCUGUCGACGGGAAAAACAGAAACGGCUACAGAUGGCUUCCAUCGCGUACGAAGGUCAGCGGAUGCAAAUAGCGGAAAUGGAAGCUCGGAAGGCACGCGAACGAGAGGAACGCCAACAGACAGCCCUUCGUGAGCGGGAACAGCUGGAAAAGAAUCGUGAAGAAGCCGAACGAGCAGAUUGCAGAAUACAGACCGCUGUCCAACAGUACCGUGAUUUGUUGAAGGAACAAAUCAAAUCGGCAUCACUGGACAGGGAGCGCAACAAACGUGCCAACCAGCUGGAAACGAACCGUUUGAUCGAGCAUAGCUUCAAUGAACUGAGCUUUGUGCAGAGUUAUGUGAAGGGUUCAUUCGAGGAACACUUCAAAAAGCAUCCCAAUUUGUCGCUGAUGAAACGAAAGUACUGA
This is a messenger RNA of Anopheles maculipalpis, 1329 nucleotides long. Its product is annotated as trichohyalin-like. The transcript is spliced from 5 exons. The record is from RefSeq and is a predicted model, not a curated record. The coding region runs from base 7 to 1329 and encodes 440 amino acids. NCBI's taxonomy places the organism in Eukaryota, Metazoa, Arthropoda, Insecta, Diptera, Culicidae.